AUGAAGAAAAAACUCUUCUUGGGCUAUUUAAUAGCGGGCUCUAUUAUACAUCAGUCUAUCGUAACUCAGGCUGCGAUCAUUGGUGGAGACAACAGCAACAGUAAUAAAAGAUAUUAUGAAUUCAAUGUUACAUCCGAGUUUAUCAACCCAGACUGUCAUCAUGAGGGCUUUUCUGUUCCUGUCAUCAAUGGUCAGUUUCCAGGCCCUACCAUUUAUGCUACUAAAGAUGACGAAAUAGAGAUCCUUGUUCGCAAUAUGUUAACCGAUCGCCACACCAGCGUCCAUUUCCACGGAAUCAGAAUGAUAGGCACUCCCGAAGCCGAUGGUGUCCCAAAUGUCACACAAGAACCUAUUUUACCUGGUGAAUCCCAUUUGCAUAAAUUCAGACUAUUCGAUCAAUCAGGAACCUUUUUCUACCAUGCUCACGUGGGGUUGCAAGAUGAUUCUGUCAAAGGUGCUUUUAUAGUGUACGAAUCCAACGAAGCUAACCCGAGCUACAACGAUGACGAGUUAACCUACGGUCAGGAGCCAAUAGCAAGACCCCAUCAGCAUCAAAAAAGGCUACACGCUGGCCCUUAUAGUUACGAUGAAGAUAGGAUAUUACAAAUAAGCGAAUGGUGGCAUGAGUCUUUAAAUAGUCGUGAAAAUUAUUACAUGGGCCCACAGUUUCAAUUCGAUCAUGGAGCUGAUAGUAUCUUAAUGAAUGGCCGAACCGUCUUCCAACCUGAAAAAAUCCUACAACUGCCGAGCGUCACUGAUUUGCCAGCUCGUAUAACUGAAAUAGCCGAUCGCGUGCGUUCAGACUCUUGUGAAGGUUAUGCUACAUUUGAUGUAGAGCCCAAUAAAACAUAUCGCUUACGUGUCAUUGGUUCCAACAGCUUUAGAACAAUCGCUUUCGGGAUUAAAGACCACAAUAUGACGCUCAUUGAAGUCGAUGGUGAAUUAACGGAACCUUUUGAGACCUCUUACUUGGAAGUCUCACCAGGUCAGAGGUAUUCUGUCCUAUUGAAUACCGGUGAUUUUGAGCCAGGAACUACAUUUGCUAUUGGCACCCACUACAUGUGGCGUCAACGGGGCCGUGGUCCAACAGAAAAUGGAUUUGGCUUUAUUCGUUAUGUUAGUAGUUCCAACAAAGAUGACACUACAAACAAUGACGACAAUGACGAAUGCGAUGACAGAUUAACCAAGCGGCAGCAUACCUUAGAAACCCAUCGUGAUUAUGCCUCUGAAAAGGAACAGGCUUGCUUUGAAGGUAGAGGCAAUGCUGACUGCGUUGAUCAUAGCAGGGAGAAUGAAGAAAACAGACAACAAGAGCAACCCAGCCCGCGAGGAAAGGAUACCAAUAACAAUAUACAGGAACGCGAAAGUGAUACAUUUGGCAGUGCUGAAGCACAAGGCGAUAACAGAAACGGUAGAGCGGGAGGGGAAGGUGAUGCAGGACGAGUUGAUGCAGUUCGCGGCAGCAAUGGUUCUUCUGGGGGCCCUCCUGGUGGGCGAAAGAAGUCCUUUAUUGAUGUACCUACCUUCCCUCAAGAAGAUCGACCCGACUGGUUCUAUCAUGAAAUCCAACCUCUUGCUUUCCGUGACCCUAUCAUUGAUAUCCGUGAUGAUGUUCGUACUAUAAAGCUUGCAACGUCUUAUGGAAAACAAAGUGAUAACACCACUCGUUACUUUGUUAAUGGUCGUAUCGGUCAUCCUAUGUCUUUCACUGCCAUGAAGGAAUACUUAUCACAAAUAGACCGUAGCAUUAUUCAACGACCAGACAGUAACAGAGCUUCAGUCAUUGUUAAUGAAGACAUUGAUUAUAAUGAAGUAUUAGGCACUUAUCGGGUUGCAAAUAACGAAGUUGUUGAUCUGGUGUUUCAAAAUACCGUUAGCAACGUUGGUAGCUGUUUACUACAUCCUUGGCAUACCCAUGGUCAUUCUCAUUAUGUGAUCGCCUCAGGAGAAGGUGAUUACAUUCACGACAGAGACAAACAUAUACGUAAUUUUAGACAUCCAUUGUAUAGAGAUACUACUGUUGUGUAUCCUUCAAAACCAGAAAAUGGGACCAAGGGCUGUGGUUGGACUAAAGUCAGAAUUUUAGCUAAUAAUCCCGGCUUUUGGGCUGUCCAUUGUCAUAUAACAACUCACAUGCUUCAAGGAAAGAUGAUUAUUUUAGAGACUCCACCUAUACCAUAUUAUCAAUGA
Mycotypha africana is the source of this 2190-nucleotide messenger RNA. RefSeq names its product Cupredoxin. Gene Ontology annotation, molecular function: oxidoreductase activity; copper ion binding. Lineage: Eukaryota; Fungi; Mucoromycota; Mucoromycetes; Mucorales; Mycotyphaceae. Bases 1 to 2190 code for a protein of 729 amino acids. The record is from RefSeq and is a predicted model, not a curated record. The transcript is spliced from 2 exons.